UCCUUGUUCUUUUUCUUCUUUUUUUCUGCAACUCUUUGAAGCUCGUGUCGGUGGCGCAGUUUUACAGUGUGUCAGUGCUUUCAACGUCCUGUGACUUCGCCGCAGCGGAGAAUAAAACAUUUAAUUUAACAACAUUUUGAGUAAUUACGGUUUCGAACCGCUCACGUCCUCAUUUUCCUUGCUCGCUCUCUGUUUUUAAUGGCUACCAACCACCACCAUCAACCACUCAACAUCUCAGCUCCGCCGGGUGGUGGCGGAGCCAACGGCGGGUAUGAUGACGACGGCCGCCCUAAGCGAACGGGGACGGUUUGGACGGCGAGUGCUCAUAUUAUCACGGCGGUUAUUGGGUCGGGGGUUUUGUCGUUGGCUUGGGCGACGGCGCAGCUCGGUUGGGUGGCUGGACCUAUAGCGAUGUUGCUGUUUUCGUUUGUGACUUAUUAUACUUCCACUCUUCUUGCUGCUUGUUACCGCUCCGGCGACUCUGUCAACGGCAAGAGGAACUAUACUUACAUGGACGCCGUCCGGAACAACCUCGGUGGGUUUAAGGUGAAGUUAUGUGGGUUGGUUCAGUAUGUGAAUCUGUUUGGAGUAGCCAUUGGAUACACCAUAGCUUCAUCCAUAAGCAUGAUGGCAAUCAAGAGAUCGAACUGCUUCCAUAAAAGUGGUGGGAAGAAUCCUUGCCAUAUGAACAGCAAUCCUUAUAUGAUUUCGUUUGGAAUUGUGGAGAUUUUUCUGUCACAAAUUCCAGAUUUUGAUCAGUUAUGGUGGCUCUCCAUUGUAGCAGCUGUUAUGUCUUUUACUUACUCCAUUAUUGGACUCAUUCUUGGAAUCAUUCAAGUUGCAGAUAAUGGAAGACUCAAGGGCUCUCUUACAGGAGUUAGCAUUGGCACUGUUACUGAAUCCCAAAAGAUAUGGAGGAGCUUCCAAGCUCUUGGGGACAUAGCUUUUGCCUACUCUUUCUCCAUUAUCCUCAUUGAAAUUCAGGACACAAUCAAAGCUCCUCCAUCAGAAGCCAAGACAAUGAAGAAGGCUACUCUUCUUAGUGUAAUAGUGACAUCAGUUUUCUACAUCCUGUGUGGGUGUAUGGGUUAUGCAGCCUUUGGAGACUUUGCUCCUGGCAAUCUCCUCACUGGUUUCGGCUUCUACAACCCGUUUUGGCUUCUCGACAUAGCGAACGUAGCCAUUGUUGUCCAUCUUGUCGGUGCGUAUCAAGUUUUUUGCCAACCGCUCUUUGCUUUCAUCGAGAAAUUCGCGUCAAACCGAUUCCCAGAUAGUCAAUUCAUCAACGAAGACAUCAGUAUCCCAAUCCCAGGCUUUCGCUCCUUGAAACUCAACCUCUUCAGGUUAGUUUGGAGGACAAUCUUCGUGAUCAUCACCACUAUCAUCUCGAUGCUCCUCCCGUUCUUCAACGACAUCGUCGGACUUCUCGGAGCCUUGGGAUUUUGGCCUCUCACUGUCUACUUCCCUGUUGAAAUGUACAUUGCACAAAUGAAGAUCCCAAAAUGGAGCACAAGAUGGGUCAGCCUCCAAAUUCUCAGCUUGGCUUGCCUCAUAAUCACCAUUGCAGCAGCAUCUGGAUCUGUAGCUGGAGUUAUUCAAGAUUCCAAGUCAAUUAAGCCUUUUCAAACCAUCUACUAAUUCAAUUCAAAAUUUACCUUCGUCAUUAAAUUAUUACUACGCUGCUGAACAAGAACGACCACAAAACAACACCCAUAAAUGCAAUCCCUACUGCACUUCUCUCUUAUAGCUUCAGUAACUUUUGUAAUGGUUAAAUUUCUCUCUUUUUUUUUUAACUGUUGAGUAAGUAGUAAAGUAAGGACCCCAUGAAGGAGAGUCUGUAAAUGGUGAAUCCAACAGAUUCACACGUUUCAAUCCGAAGACUGUAACUUUUCCUAUUUCCUUAAGGAAAUUAGAGUAUUCACAUGGAAAGUUUCAUCUAUUUGAAAUUUAUUACUU
Cucurbita pepo subsp. pepo (vegetable marrow) is the source of this 1956-nucleotide messenger RNA. RefSeq names its product amino acid permease 3. The record is from RefSeq and is a predicted model, not a curated record. NCBI's taxonomy places the organism in Eukaryota, Viridiplantae, Streptophyta, Magnoliopsida, Cucurbitales, Cucurbitaceae.